Molecule: messenger RNA, 306 nt
Organism: Calliphora vicina (urban bluebottle blowfly)
Lineage: Eukaryota; Metazoa; Arthropoda; Insecta; Diptera; Calliphoridae
Product: bacteriocin microcin B17-like
Exons: 1
Coding region: 1-306 (101 amino acids)
Source: RefSeq, a predicted model, not a curated record
AUGAAAAUAUUUUUAACUGUUUUGGUUGUUUGCCUGUUGGCCCUUUGCUCCUGUUUGCCGGUUGAACAUGAUUAUAAAAAUACUUUGGCCGCUGUUGAUGCUGGUGCUCAAUACGACGCCGACAAUGUGGAACAUUUGCGUUUAGUCCGACAGUUCUAUGGCGGUUAUGGUGGCUAUCCUGGUGGUUAUGGCGGUUAUGGUGGCGGAUAUCCUGGCGGUUUUGGUGGUGGAUUUGGUGGUUCUCAAUCUUAUGCAUCAUCAUCAUCUUCUGCUGGUGGUGGCGGUUUCGGCAAUUACUACGGCUAA